This is a messenger RNA of Saccostrea echinata, 1022 nucleotides long. RefSeq lists its product as uncharacterized. Lineage: Eukaryota; Metazoa; Mollusca; Bivalvia; Ostreida; Ostreidae. The record is from RefSeq and is a predicted model, not a curated record. Bases 33 to 980 code for a protein of 315 amino acids. The transcript has a single exon.
CUUUUGGAAUAGGGAUUCUUUUACUGCUCGUAAUGUUUUACUCAUCAAGAACACAACCGCCGGACACGCAAACUGGACUGUCUUCACAAGAAUCAUAUAAAACUUUACAGACGUCUAACACGGAAGUGACGUUAUGGUCACAUGAUCUUAUUUCCUGGAAGCAGAAUACAACACUGUGUGAUCAUCCUAAGGUUGAUAGAUCCUCAGUUUUAAACACGCCCUCUGGAGCGGUCGGUAUUUCUGUAUACGACCCCAAAAAGGAUAUAUGGGUGUCAAAAAGAAUAGUGGAAACCGGUGAUUUUGACGGCCGCAAAAGACAACUAGUGUUCGAAUUAAUAAACAACGAUGAAAAGGAUGUUAACUUUAUAGAUAUUGGAUGUAAUGUAGGUGUGUAUUCGUUAACAAUGGCUAAGAUGGGAAGAAAGGUUCUGUGUAUUGAUGCUUUAUAUCUAAAUGUAAAACACGUGUGUGCCUCAAUAAUUCAAAAUAAUUUUCAAAAGUCUAUCACGAUAGUGAUGAAUGCUUUGUCAAAUAACAGGAAGUAUGUGGAAUUAGGAAUAGAUAGUAGAAACUAUGGCGGUACCUUUGUUGAUGAGGACGCUGAUUUUGUGAAGAGGAAGAAAGGAGGGACGGCCACAGGAGAGCAUUAUACAAGCAUUUCAUCUAUUGUUAUGGACGACUUAUUACUAUUACCAAGUAUUAAUAUGUUCAGAAAAUCUUUUAUCAAAAUGGAUAUAGAAGGGUUUGAAUGGAAGGCUCUUGAAAGAGCUUCUGCCUUUUUUAAAGCUAUUGACGUCCGGGGUGUUUUCAUUGAAUGGAUAUUCCAUCGAGGAAAAGAAUCAGGGGAAAAAAUAACAGAGUUUUUGAUUCAGCAUAAUUUAUAUCCUCAUGCUCAAGUCUCUCCGACGACUUAUCGACCUCUAGAUAUAACUAAAAAAGGGAAUUGGAAUUUCAUGGAUAUAUUGUGGCUUAAACGAUAGGGAAUUGGAAUUUCAUGGAUAUGUUGUGGCUUAAACGAUAGG